AUGUGGAGGUUCUGUCGUAAUUCGCUGCCAGUUAGAAAUCUGCUAAGAGGUAGAGGUGUUCUAGUCUCGGUUGGUUGUUCUCUGUGUGUGGGAGAUAUAGAGCAUGUGAAUCAUCUCUUCCUCGAUUGCCAGUUUGCUCAGGAUUGUUGGAGUGAAGUCAAUCUCAACUACAAUGACAGAGAGGAAGAAUAUGCUCAUGAGUGGUUUCUCAAUAUGUUGUCAAAAGCACCAAAUGAUGUUCUGAUAAGAAUCGCCACUGUGUUAUGGGAUAUCUGGUUUGUGAGAAAUAAGAGAGUCUUUAAAAAUAGGUUAAUGUCAGCAGCCUUUGGGAUUCAAUGGAGCAGGAAACAAGUGGAAGAGUGGCAAAUAGCAAAUAAAAAGUAUGGUUCAGUGCAGGUGUAUGGAGAGCAGGAAAUUCAACUGAUCACAAAUGGAGACCUCCACAGGAGGAUCACCUCAAAUUAA
Daucus carota subsp. sativus is the source of this 465-nucleotide messenger RNA. RefSeq lists its product as uncharacterized. The record is from RefSeq and is a predicted model, not a curated record. The transcript has a single exon. NCBI's taxonomy places the organism in Eukaryota, Viridiplantae, Streptophyta, Magnoliopsida, Apiales, Apiaceae. Bases 1 to 465 code for a protein of 154 amino acids.